GAUUUCUCUGCGUGGCUGUUUCCUUUCUGUGCUUGCACCUCUUGCAAUCAGACGGCUGUGCUGUGAGGCAGCCAGGGGGGCUGAGACCUUAGUCCUGCCCUGGGAGCAUAAGCAAACAUGGCCCUGCGUUGGACAUUUGUCCUGCUCCUCACACCUCUGCUGGCAGCACAGAAUCAGGAAGAACCGGACCCCAACAACUCUGGAGAACCCCAGGAAACAGAGAGAUGCCAGCAGCCCCAGUGGGACGUGAAGCUCCACUUUACCCCAGAGCAGAGGUUUUACAGGUUCAAUGAAGAGGUGACACUGAGCUGCUUUAUGGAGGACUUUCCUCCCCUUGCUGUGAUCAGAUGUGCAAAUGGGACGUCUCCAGGUUGGAAGGAUGCUUGGGAGGUGAAGGACAUUCAGGGAACAUGGCGUGUGGUGGCAGAGAGCCUGACCUGCACCACAGGAAAGUGCCCAAAACCCAAGUGGGAUGAAAGACUUUGGUUUCCAUCAAACAAAAAAAAAUACCAACUGAAUGAAGAACUGACACUGACCUGCCGUGGAGAUCUCAAGCCAUCCUUCCCCAAGGUCAAAUGUGCAAGGGAAUUCCUGCAAGUGAGUUCUGGGAAACCAGUCUAUGGAGAUGCCUGGUGGGGCAGGAACAGCACAGGUGCCUGGAUGCCCAUUGCGAAGGCUGUAGAGUGCAUUGAAAUGUGCCAAAGACCCUGGUGGGACCAAAGACUCCAGCUGGCACCAGACCAGGAGAAUUACAAGAAAAACGAGGAAGUGAGGCUGAGCUGUCCCAAGGGUUUCCAGCCAUCCUUCACCGAAAUCAAAUGUUCAGGCAAAGUUCAGCCCAUCAGUUAUGGGAAUCCUGUGUACAGUGACCUAUGGUUGGGAAGGGACAUCUCAGGCGAUUGGAUCCGCAUUCAGUCCAGUGUGGAGUGCAUCGAAACUUGCCAAAGGCCGUCAUGGGACCAAAGACUCCAGCUGGCACCAGACCAGGAGAAUUACAAGAAAAACGAGGAAGUGAUGCUGAGCUGUCCCAAGGGUUUCCAGCCAUCCUUCACCGAAAUCAAAUGUUUAGGCAAAGUUCAGCACAUCAGUUAUAGGAAUCCUGUAUACAGUGACCUAUGGUUUGGAAGGGACAUCACAGGCGUUUGGAUCCGCAUUCAGUCCAGUGUGGAGUGCAUCGAAACGUGCCAAAGGCCGUCGUGGGACCAAAGACUCCAGCUGGCACCACACCAGGAGAACUACAAGAAAAACGAGGAAGUGAGGCUGAGCUGUCCCGAGGGUUUCCAGCCAUCCUUCACCGAAAUCAAAUGUUUAGGCAAAGUUCAGUCCAGCAGCCACUGGUAUCAUGUACACAGAGAAGUUUGGCUUGGAAGGGACAUCAGACGUGGCUGGAUCCCCAUAUGGUACAGCGUGGUGUGCAUCGAAACUUGCCAAAGGCCGUCGUGGGACCAAAGACUCCAGCUGGCACCUGAUCAGGAGAAUUACAAGAAAAACGAGGAAGUGAGGCUGAGCUGUCCCGAGGGUUUCCAGCCAUCCUUCACCGAAAUCAAAUGUUCAGGCAAAGUUCAGCCCACCAGUUAUGGGAAUCCUGUAUACAGUGACCUAUGGUUGGGAAGGGACAUCAUGGGUGAUUGGAUCCGCAUUCAGUCCAGCGUGCAGUGCAUCGACGUCCUCCAGGUUGUCCCUGGGACCUUGGAGGUUUCCAGCACCAGCAUCAAACUGAACUGGACCUGCAGGCUCCCUGAUGCCUGCCAGCAGGUUCGGGCCAGGUGCCGGCUGGAAAAGAACUCCUCCCUUCCCUGUGAGGCUGAGGAGGUGAAAGGAGAGGAGAUGCUCCAUGGCCAGGAGGGAACAUUUACCUGCCCCCCUCUGCAGCCCUUCACUGACUACAGUAUCACCAUCUCACUGCUGCCCAGCACGAUCCUUUUCACACGGCUCCUCAGAACAAAGGAAACGGUGCCGGACAAACCGGAGAAGCUGUGGCUGGAUCCCAGCACAGGGUCCCUCAGGUGGAAGGCGCUGCCCUCCUGCAAGGGGGAGAUCAUCGGAUACCAGCUGAACGUGACGGCCAGGAGCGCGCAGGACGGCAGCUUUCUGGAGAUGGAGCGACUGCGGCUGAGCAGCUCCGCCACGGAGCACCCGCUGCCCGAGCGCAGCCCCGGCAGCAGCUACGCGGUGGCCAUGCGGGGACUCACGGCAGCCGGAGCCGGGGCUGCGUCGCUCUGGGAGUUUCAGACCGACGGCUCGGACACCCCGCGCCCUCUCGACAUCAGCUGCCGCGGCGUGCGUGACAUCUCCCCGUCCCGAGGGACCGCUGUGCUUCCCCUCCGCCCCGUCGCCCGUCCCCCCGCGGCGGCCAGGGAGCACCAGCUCAUCGUGGUCGCGACGCACAACGGCACGGCGGUGGAAGGCGCCUGCUCGGGGGACCCGCAGCCCUUCAACGCCAGCCGGCAGCCCGGCCCCUACGUGGCCGCCGCGCUCAACCUCACCGGCCCCGUGGACUUUGUGCUGGGCGACGGGGCCCACGGGCAGGGGUACCGCAACGCUGCCCUCCGUCCGGGCCGGGACUACACGGCCCUUCUGCGCCUCGUCCGCCGCUCGCAGCAGGCAGACAAGUUCACCUGCGUCUGCUACAGCUUCUCUCUUGUGCAGGAGCCGGUGCCUCUGCUGAACAGGAUGCCCGUGGUUAUGGCAGUAGUGCUGGUCAUUGUACUCCUGGCACUGGGGAUUUUGCUGCUCUUCAUGCUCUUCAGGCGAAAGUACAACAGUUCAAAAACCUCGGAGAACAACAGCACUAUCCCCCUGCGAAGAUGUAGAGGAGGUGUGUGCAAGCAGAACACACAGAUCCCGGUGGAGGAACUGCUGGAGGCUCUGAAGAGGUUUAAGAGGGCAGAAAUAGAGGCAGAGCAGACAGAAGAUGAAUCAGUCGACCGGCAUGGUGCUGGACGUCUGAGAGAGUAUCAGCAACUGUCCUCCACUUUGUUGCAUCCCUGCGAUGCCGGGAAGGAGCUAUGUAAUCAGAGCAAGAACCGCUACAAGAGCAUCAUCCCAUACGACCACUGCCGUGUGGUGCUACAGCCCUCUGACAUGGGGAAUGGCUACAUCAAUGCCAGCUACGUGGAUAGCUACCGGAGUCCACGCUUCUUCAUUGCAGCUCAAGGCCCCUUGCCUGGGACGGUGGUGGAUUUCUGGCAGAUGGUCUGGCAGGAGAAGACCUCUAUCAUUGUGAUGCUGACGGGCUUAGUGGAGCAGAACAAGACCAAGUGCGAGCAGUAUUGGCCAGAGCACGAGCAGGUCUACGGGGACUUCACCGUGACACUCAGCAACACCAGGACCACCACAGGCCUUGUCACACGCAUCUUCUGCCUGCAGAAGCUGCAUUCACUGCCCGGAGUUCACUCUUCACAGCACAGGGAAGCAGAGAACAAAGCAGGCUGUGCUCUCCCAAGAGUGGUGGAGCAGCUUCACUACCUGCUGUGGCCAGACCAUGGGGUCCCCAGAAACCCUGCCCAGCUCCUGGCCUUAGUGGAUGUGGUGAACAAGAGGGGGUUGGAAGUGCCUACUGGACCCGUGCUGGUGCACUGCAGCGCCGGGAUUGGGCGCACAGGUACCUUCAUCGCCCUGGACUUCCUCCUGAAAAUGGGGAAGGCUGAGGGGAAGGUGGAUGUGUUUCACUGUGUGCAGAGGCUGCGGGAGCAGCGGGUCAGCAUGGUGCAGACCAAGGAGCAGUACACCUUCCUGUAUGAGGUGCUGCUCGAAGGCUUGCUCUGCGGCAGCACCGGGGUCCCAGUGGAGAACAUCACCAGCUAUGUCCACCACCUUCGAGAAGCUGAGACCUCAAGGCACAACAAUGUCCUUGAGAAAGAGUUCAAGGCCCUGCAGAAGUUUUCUGAGUUGUUCCAGCUCCUGCCGUGCAGAGAAGCAGAGAAACCCAGCAACCAGCCCAAGAACCGCAAGCCAGGGAUCCUGCCAGCGGAUUCCUGCCGGCCCAUCCUGAUGUCCUCGCUGAACGCGGACGGCUCGCCCGGUUACAUCAACGCCGUGUUUGCCAGCACGUAUACCCAAGAGGACAGACUCAUCGUCACCCAGCUGCCUUUCCUCACCACGCUGGUGGAUUUCUGGGCUCUGGUCUGGGAUUACAGCUGCACGUCGGUGGUUGUGCUGAACCAGCUCCAGGAGCUGGACAAGACAUACGUGGAGUUCUGGCCCACCCAGGGCGAAGCUGCUUACGGCCGUUUCCAUGUCCACCUGAUCUCAGAGGAGCCCGGAGUUAACUUCACAGCCUGGACACUUGCCCUCACCAACAAGCAGCAGCCCAAGAAGUCUGCACUGGAAGUCCGGUUCUGGCAACUGAAGGACUGGCCCAUGAAGCAGCGUCUUCCCCGGCAACCUGCCACCAUCAUCAGCCUGUUAGGGAAGGUGGAAACACACCAUCGGCAGAGCCAAGACGGACAUAUCCUCGUGACCUGCUGGGAUGGUGCCAGCCGGAGUGGGAUCUUCUGUGCUGCUAGUUUCCUGUGUGAACAGAUCCAAAGCGAGGGGCUGGUGGAUGUAUCCCAGGCUGUGAGGAUGCUGAAGAGGCGGCGGAGACAGCUGAUUAAAGAUGUGGAGCAGUAUGGGCUCUGCUACGAACUAGCCCUCAGUUAUUUGAAUUCAUUUGAAACCUAUGGGAAUUUCAAGUAGAGGCAUGGCCACCGCCCAUCUCUGGCCAUGACUUCGACUCUCUUGACAGCCCUCCAUCAGUAACAGUGGAAAACAGAGGAGAUGAGAGGGGUGUGCACAGCCCCAAGAUGCUUUACUCCCCUGAACAGCCACCCCAAGGGUCCUCUGUGGCUGGAGAGCACAAGCUGGACUGUCUCCAAAUUGUGGUCAGGCUUUGAAGCAGGAACCUGACCCUUUGCCCAGAGUUUGCACAGGAACUUACCUGGAAUCACAGCCUGAGUAUGCAGAGCAGAGCAGAGGCACCAGGACUUGACCUGUCUGUGCCAGGGAUGAAGAUAAUCAGCUGUCCCAUCCAGGCUCCCUUGUGCCUUCAGGCAGCCCCAGGGAAAGUGGGAUAGCUCCACCAACACCCAAACUGUGUUUUGCCAGGGGAGCAUCAAACCGCUGUAAGAUCCAUGGGGCUCAGGAGCACAGGCUAUCUGUCCUACUUUAGGAGAAGCAUGAAGCCCAAGGCCAACAAGAGCCAAGGGAGGGACAACCCACAGUCCUGUAGGGCUAGCCUGGUCCUUUCCACCCCACGCAAUCCCUUCCGGCAGCUCCAUCUUCCUGAUGCUGAUCCAGGUGCCACAGCCCUUCCAGCUCCAGAGAUGCUCCAUCACUAGCCUGCCUGGCUGCACCAUGGCAAUCCCAGGUUGUAGCGGCUCAACUUAAAUAUCCUGGAUGUGGUUCUGGCAAGGGCUGCUGCACCACGGAGGCUGGUUCUGCCUUUGCUGCUCAAGGGCAAGGGGCCCCAGAGCCAGGACUGACCCCAUGGCUCUGUUCUGUGUGUCACCAAUAAAGACUCUGUGCUGGCCA
This is a messenger RNA of Aquila chrysaetos chrysaetos, 5514 nucleotides long. RefSeq names its product receptor-type tyrosine-protein phosphatase kappa-like. Gene Ontology annotation, molecular function: protein tyrosine phosphatase activity; protein binding. The record is from RefSeq and is a predicted model, not a curated record. The coding region runs from base 118 to 4680 and encodes 1520 amino acids. The transcript has 32 exons. Gene Ontology annotation, biological process: protein dephosphorylation. Lineage: Eukaryota; Metazoa; Chordata; Aves; Accipitriformes; Accipitridae.